Meira miltonrushii is the source of this 750-nucleotide messenger RNA. RefSeq lists its product as uncharacterized. Bases 1 to 684 code for a protein of 227 amino acids. The record is from RefSeq and is a predicted model, not a curated record. The transcript has a single exon. NCBI's taxonomy places the organism in Eukaryota, Fungi, Basidiomycota, Exobasidiomycetes, Exobasidiales, Brachybasidiaceae.
AUGAAAUUCUUUUACAUCCUUAACGCAUACUUAUUGACAUUCCUCACGGUCGUUCAUGCUGCUCAACACGUAACCGUGAAAGGUGGCGACGAUACGCCUUUUUUCAAUACCUUAAAGGAAGUCAGAUAUCAAGACAUCACUCAACCGGAUGCUGCUAUCGUACGUCAAGUUUAUAAUGAAACUUAUAUCAUGUAUGGUAAACAAGCUCAACUUGAAGAAGGAAUUUUAGAGCAAGAGCUUAAUCAAUUAACUCCUGAUUUAGAAAAACGCGAUUUCUUUGAGAUUUCAGUUAAAGUAGGAAGAUUUGCGUUUGGCGGGGCUCUUACAUUAGGAGAAACGAUCGGUAUUGGUGUUCUUGCUUUAGGAGUUUAUAGUGCUGUCAAAGGUAUCAAUAAGCUCACAAGCGAGACCGAAACUACGGUCAACUCUCGCAGUUCGGAAACUGUAGUCACUGAUAUUCAAUAUGAAACAGAAAGUUUACAAGCAGAACAAGGAGAUGUAAACAAUGAAGGUGGUGGUGCGGAGAAAGGAGCAAUCAAAUCCUUUAUUCAAAUGGUAAACGAUAACAAGGCUGCCGGCGGUUGUGGAAGGUUCAUUUAUUCCUCCAAUCAUUCACAAGACGGUGAUGCAAACUUUGGUGUAGUAGAAGAUGGAGUGGAUAUGAAAUGUGCCGGUGCUACCUGAGACAAUGUAUCGAAAUACAGGGUACUCUCGACCCAAUUGUAUUCAAAUCUCUCUGAAUAGUUUAUU